CCCACCCAUCUCGCCAUCCUUCUCAUGUUCUUUAGUUACUCAUAACCCAAUUCCAGAAAACCUAAAAUCACAGAUCCAACAAUCAUGAACAACAUGAAGCAGUUGCAUAAACAAUCAACCGCUAAUCAAAGAAGAGAUGAAGAGAUGCCCACUAGUCAAACCCCACCUUACUCACCAAAAUUCCCCAAACAUCAAUCAUCCUCCCGAUAUCUUCCAAGAUCCAUCAAUUACAUCCUCAAAGAACAACGUCUUCUCUUCAUCCUUGUCGGAAUCUUGAUCGGUUCCGCCUUCUUCAUUCUUAAACCAUCCAUUUCUUCCUUCACCAUAACUGAUGCUAGUGAUGAAAAUCAAACCACCUCACUCACCAGAUCAAUUGCAUUCUCUCACCCAGACACCACCUCCCACUACUACCGCCCUAUUAAUCAGGCCACAGGACGGGUUCCGGUGGCUAUUGGCCGGAAGAAGAGGCGGGUGGUGGUGACCGGCGGAUCCGGGUUUGUGGGUAGUCAUUUAGUUGAUAAGUUGAUUGCAAGAGGGGAUGAUGUGAUUGUGAUUGAUAAUUUCUUUACUGGUAGAAAAGAAAAUGUUGCACAUCAUUUUGGGAACCCUAGAUUUGAGUUGAUUAGGCAUGAUGUUGUUGAGCCUAUCUUACUGGAGGUUGAUCAAAUCUAUCAUUUAGCUUGUCCUGCCUCCCCAGUUCAUUACAAGUUCAAUCCUGUCAAGACCAUCAAGACAAAUGUUAUGGGCACCCUAAACAUGUUGGGACUUGCCAAGAGAAUUGGGGCAAGGUUUUUGCUUACAAGCACCAGUGAGGUUUAUGGAGACCCACUUGAGCAUCCUCAGAAGGAGACAUAUUGGGGGCAUGUGAAUCCGAUAGGUGUUCGAAGCUGCUACGAUGAAGGAAAAAGGACAGCUGAAACCUUGACUAUGGAUUAUCAUCGAGGUGAUGGUGUUGAGGUCCGAAUCGCACGUAUAUUUAACACAUAUGGUCCUCGAAUGUGUCUGGAUGAUGGUCGUGUUGUUAGCAACUUUGUUGCUCAGGCGAUUCGCAAACAACCAAUGACAGUUUAUGGUGAUGGAAAACAAACACGAAGUUUCCAAUAUGUCUCGGACUUGGUUGAUGGACUCAUGGCGCUCAUGGAAGGUGAGCAUAUUGGACCUUUCAACUUGGGCAAUCCGGGAGAGUUUACCAUGUUAGAGCUUGCUCAGGUGGUGAAAGAAACUAUUGAUCCAAGUGCUACAAUAGAAUUCAAAGAGAACACCGCUGAUGAUCCCCAGAAGAGGAAACCAGAUAUUAGCAAGGCGAAAAGUAUGCUAAACUGGGAGCCCAAGAUAACACUCCGAGAGGGUCUUCCACGAAUGGCAUCUGAUUUCAGAAACCGCAUCUUGAAUGAAGAUGAAGGCAAAGGCAACAAGUGAGAUUAUCGUAUGUGUAGAUUCAACAGCAUGUAUCUAUAUGUACGUUCAUUCGUGUCACCAACAAAAAGUACACUGUGAUUGGAUAUUUUAGUAGUAAUCCCCAAAUGAAUGCAAUUAUUUGGCAAAUAACUUUUUGUUCCCAACUAAAGUUGAUGAGUGUUGUUUUACAAGAAUGCCUUUUGGAAGAGAAGAUGUUGGCAUCAGAUUCAAAGAUAUGAUUGAUUGGUGAAAGGGUUUGAAGCAUUUGUUCCUUUGGAAUACAAUUCUAUUCUUGCCUU
Molecule: messenger RNA, 1697 nt
Organism: Cynara cardunculus var. scolymus (artichoke)
Lineage: Eukaryota; Viridiplantae; Streptophyta; Magnoliopsida; Asterales; Asteraceae
Product: UDP-glucuronic acid decarboxylase 1
Exons: 7
Coding region: 85-1419 (444 amino acids)
Biological process (GO): D-xylose metabolic process
Cellular component (GO): cytoplasm
Molecular function (GO): UDP-glucuronate decarboxylase activity; NAD+ binding
Source: RefSeq, a predicted model, not a curated record